AUGGGGGAAAGGCUAUUGAAAUGGAAUAAAAGAGUUUCCUACUAAGGAAAUUUGGUAAAUGGAAAAUAAGUUGGGAAAGGUUUUUAUAUUGAGAUUAUGGAGAUUAUAUUAAAGAGAUUAUGGGAUAAUUAAAGAAAAAGAAAUAGUUAAUUGAAUAUCAGGGAAAAUUAAUAUUAAGGAGUUUAAAUUUAAGGUAAGAAAGAGCCAAACGAAAUUGAUGGGAAUAUUUAAAUAAUUAAAGACAUGGAAAAGGGAUAAAGGAUGGUCAAAUUGAAAAUAAUGCAUGGAGAUUGGAUCCAGGAUAAGAGAACUAGAAAUGGUUAAAAAAAUACUCAUAGAUUUAUAGAUGAAUAUCACAAUAGUAUCAUUAAUUUAAAUCGGGUAAAUUGGUAAAUAUGA
This is a messenger RNA of Paramecium tetraurelia, 399 nucleotides long. RefSeq lists its product as uncharacterized. The transcript has a single exon. Lineage: Eukaryota; Ciliophora; Oligohymenophorea; Peniculida; Parameciidae. The record is from RefSeq and is a predicted model, not a curated record.